Molecule: messenger RNA, 1803 nt
Organism: Papilio xuthus (Asian swallowtail)
Lineage: Eukaryota; Metazoa; Arthropoda; Insecta; Lepidoptera; Papilionidae
Gene: Rpn13
Product: regulatory particle non-ATPase 13
Exons: 6
Coding region: 277-1593 (438 amino acids)
Cellular component (GO): cytoplasm; proteasome regulatory particle, lid subcomplex; nucleus
Molecular function (GO): proteasome binding; endopeptidase activator activity
Source: RefSeq, a predicted model, not a curated record
AAAUAAAACAAUUAACAACUUUACUAAGACCAGUUGCGCUGUUUCGUUAUUUAAAUAACUUUAUGUAGUCUGUAUUUCAACGAUGACAUAGGUAUAUUUUAUGUUUAUAUCAUCUUCUUUGAAGUCUGCCCUGCUGCUAUUCCUGUUCCUGUUGCGUUAAACUCAAUUGUCUUCCUCAACCUGAUCUAUUACUUUUAUCGAAAGUGAUAAACACUUCUUUCAUUAAGCAUUUCUUCAAUUACACCAAAAUAGAAGCCAAACUAAGCGCUUGAGAAAAUGUCUGCCACGGCUUUAUUUGGAAAUACCUCGGCACUAGGAGGAAGUUCCGGGGGUAACAAACAUUUAGUAGAAUUUCGCGCAGGAAGAAUGACUUUAAAAGGUCGCAUGGUACAUCCAGACAAAAGGAAGGGCUUGUUAUAUGUGUACCAAGGCGAGGACUCUUUGAUGCAUUUCUGUUGGAAAGAUCGCACCACCGGGGAGGUAGAAGAUGAUCUUCUAAUUUUCCCUGAUGACUGUGAAUUUGUACGCGUAUCUGAGUGCACUACCGGUCGAGUAUACGUGCUCAAGUUCAAAUCGUUCUCUAAGAAAUACUUCUUUUGGAUGCAGGAGCCUAAAAGUGAUAAGGAUGAUGAGUAUUGCCGUCGCAUCAAUGAAGCAUUGAACAACCCACCAACAUCCGGUGGCCGUGGGGGAGGUGGAGGUGGAGCACAAGAUGGAGAACUACAAAACCUGCUAAACAACAUGUCUCAGCAGCAACUCAUGCAGCUCUUUGGAGGCGUCGGACAGAUUGGGGGCUUGUCUUCCCUUCUUGGAACUAUGGGGAACAAUAGUAGCAGUUCGGGCAGUGGGGGCAGUACUCGCGCGUCAGGCGGCAGUAGCGCAAGCUCCCGCGGAGGCAGCGCUCCGCGAACCAGUGAGCCUGCGUCCGCACCCGCUCCUGCUGCGCCCGCCCCCGCAGCUCCUGCACGCGCCGCUCCCCGCCGCGAUGUGCCUCCCGCAGCUACGCCGCCCAAUACUGCUAGCGCCACGCAACCGCGCAGCGGACAAAUCUUCCUAUCCGAUUUGCAACGCUACUUCUCGACCUUAGGCAAUGCGCCUCCCGACGCGGCUGGUGCAGGGGGUGCGGCCGGUGCGGAGGGCGGGGCCGGCAGCCCCGGCGCCGGGGGUAAUCGCCUGGAGCUGGGCGCAGCGCUCGCCUCCUCCGACGUGGUGGCGGCGGCCAGCGAGCCCCGCAACGCGCAGCGCUUGGCGCAGCACCUGCCCGCCGCUGCGGCCGCGCCCGACGCCGCCGCCGCCGGUGCCGCCACCGCCGCCGCCACUGCUGCGGCCAAGGCCCACGACGAUGCAGCUAAUCAAUUCUCUGCUGCGCUUUCAUCUGGUCAGAUGGGUCCGGUCAUGAACCAGUUUGGACUGCCCCCGGAGGUGACAUCUGCCGCGAGCACCGGUGACAUGCAGGCAUUCUUCAAAGCAUUGGAGAAUACCUCCAAUGCAUCUGAUUCCUCCAAGAGCCAGGAGGAAGAUAAAAAGAAAGAAAAGGCAAAGGAAGAGAAGGAUGGCAAAAAAGAUGAUGAUGCUGGAAUGUCGUUAGAUUAAUUUUAUUUGGAAAUAAUAAAUAGGGUACAUCCCUAGAAGUAUUUUCAAUUUAUCGCUUUUCAAUAGUGUAGUUUUAUUCUAUUUAUAUGUAGUGUUGUCUUUUUCGCCAUAUGUAAAGGGUAGAUAUAUAAUAUGUUUAGACAUAUUAAUUGAUGUAAAGGCAUUCACAUUAUGUACUGUUAAUGUCGACAUAACAUAAUAUUUUGUGGC